This is a messenger RNA of Pangasianodon hypophthalmus (striped catfish), 3593 nucleotides long. RefSeq lists its product as uncharacterized. The record is from RefSeq and is a predicted model, not a curated record. The transcript is spliced from 18 exons. Lineage: Eukaryota; Metazoa; Chordata; Actinopteri; Siluriformes; Pangasiidae. The coding region runs from base 221 to 3364 and encodes 1047 amino acids.
UAUUGACUAUUACUGAUCACUAUAGCAAAGUUUGUACUGAAUUUUGUCACACCUUAGAGGCAAAGAGGAAAUUUGUGCUACAGGAAGUGGGCUAGUUUGCACAUGUUCAGGGGGGCUCAUUUUAGUUUGAAGAAUUCACUUAAACAGAUUUGAAGUCCUUCGAGCCAUUUAUUAAGAACGCCGGAUUUGACUGCAAGAUCACACCGUAGCCUACAAAGAGAUGUAUUCAGUGUGGAAAUCUGUCCUUCUCUGGGUCUUGUUUUGUUUGUUUAGCUCGAUAGCAGCGCCUGAUAAAUCUAACCCAUCUAUAGUCAUCACGGGGGAAAAAGCAACAAGACAAGAAGGAUCGUGUGUCACAAUCGAAUGCAAAUAUAGAUAUAAGGAGGAAAUGCAACUAUUUUGGCUAAAAGAUCCUGAGUGGAAUACACAUGAAAAGAGAUUUGAUGGAAAGAUUGUAUAUAGUAAUACAUCGCAGAGGCCACAGGUUUCUGAGUAUUCUGGCAGAGUGGAAUUUGAAUUAUUAAAUGAAAUCGGUUAUUGGGCCCCAUGCACAUUAACAAUUAAUGAUCUUAAAAAGAAUGACAGUGGAAACUAUACAUUUAGGUACAUAAAAGGAGAUGACAAAUAUAUAGGUAACAGAUUUCAUCUUACAGUCACGGACAAUCCCUGCAAGGUCCACAUUAAGCCACCAAAUUUCAACAAGUCACUCAAAGAAGGAGACAAUGUGAGUCUUCACUGUGCAACAUCAGCAGCCUGUGAGUCUUAUCCUAAAUGGCAGUCGUCUGGUUCAAGUGAGGUUCUCACCACAGAGGACACAGAAGAAAAACGCAGUGAGCUGAAGUUGACAGUGAACUGGACAGAUGAUAGGCGAAUUUUGACAUGUUCUUCUGGAAGCCAUAAUGACAACUGCCUGGAUAGGACGGUUACACUGAGAGUGGAAUAUGCACCCAAAGAAACAAAAGUGCUUGAGAGCUCAAGCUCUAAGGAUGUGAAAGAAGGAGAACAAGUGACAAUUUCAUGCUCCAGCAAGGCCCACCCUAAUGCUAACUUCACAUGGUUUCGACGUCAAACCUCUUUUUCCAAGCAUGGGGAAAAUCUUACUUUACAUAUUAUGACACCAGAAGAUGGAGGCAUUUUCUACUGUGAGGCUAAAAAUAAACAUGGAAGAGAAAAUUCCACUGACAUAAAAAUCAACGUUAUUUAUGCUCCAAAAGGUGUCACCAUCAGUCAUCAAUCCAAUGAUCUCAGAGAGGGAGACCAGCUUACACUCACAUGCUCGGUGCAAAACAGCAAUCCAGCAGUCGGACAGUGGUCCUACAAAUGGUACAAAGAUGAUCAAGAGAUUAAUCAUCAAACAAUGAAUACAUUCACUGUGCAAAGCAUAACACGAUUUGACAAAGGAAGAUAUCAGUGUCAGGCCGGAAAUUCAGUAGGAGAGACCAAGUCUGCCCACAGUACCCAAGUAUCUGUGCAGUUUGUUCCACAAAACACACACAUUAAAGGCGAAAAUAGCAUAAAGUUGGGUUUCCACCUUAAGCUGGAAUGUGUUACCGAGGCUGAUCCUCUUCCUAACAAUUAUUGCUGGUAUUUUAAACCAGAAAAUGAUCACCGGUUUCUCAGCCUUUCAUACCUACAUCAAGCGUACCAUAUUGAGAACGUGACUGUUAGUAAUGGUGGGUCGUAUAAGUGCAGUGCGCAGAAUGUUAUAGGUGCAGGAGCAAACUCUACUGACUUCAGUGUUGUUGUGCUGUAUGCCCCCAAGAAACUAAAUCUGACCAUGAAACAAGUUGUAAAGGAAGCUGAAUCGUAUACUAUCACAUGUUCUGUAGAAAGCUCACCCCGGUCGGUGCUCACGCUAUGCAGAUCAUCUCUGACAAACCCAGAAAAAGACAAAGAAACCCUAAAGACGGUUCAUUCCAACUUUCUCAGUUUAACUGCCAAAGCAACCAUGUCAGAUGCAGGUGUGUACACCUGCACAGCAAAAAACACAGAGGGAGAAGACUCCUUACAACAUCAGUUGAAGGUUUUGUAUGCCCCUAAAAAUGUUAAAGUAUCAGCAUAUCCUGGUGAAGUGCUAAAUGAGGGCUCUAACCUGACCCUCACCUGUACAGCUGAUUCUGUACCCCAGGUGUCUGCUUACAUGUGGAAGAAAUCAAUUGGGAAACAUUCAGUGACACUGGGACUCGAACAGACAAUAACAUUCCAUUUCCUGAAGAGCUCUGACUCUGACCAUUACUUCUGUAUCUCCAGCAAUGAAAUAGGCAGUGCUAAGCCCUCAUCAGUAUAUAUCAGAGUCAAGUAUCAGCCACGCAUAACGAUUAUCCAUAACAUGACAUCACUGAGUAUAUGGGAAAAAGCGGCUCCAAUCCACCUGAGUUGCAGUGUUCAGUGUGAUCCACCAGCUGAUUUAUUUGAAUGGUACAAGCUGGAGGAAAACACCACUGUCUUGUCAUAUAAACAGAACUACACAGUUCAACCAGAAAAUCCAGGAACGUACUACUGCUACGCAAGCAAUGAAGUAGGGAAGUCAAGAUCUGAACCAGUCAAAAUACUUCUUAAUUACUUCAUUAUUAAACGGCUCAUUCAGGUCAUCAUCUCCUUAUUGGUCAUCCUCUUUCUGAUUGGUGUCAUGUUUCUGCUACAAAGAAUUGUCCUGAGAAAAAGAUCUUCAGGGAAAAAUGAGGCAGCCCAACGGUCAUUUUUCUUCUCACCAGCUCCAUUAUGGUCUUUAUCGAACUUGCACUCAUCGGUUAGUUUUCUUCUGUUUAUUUCAAAAGGCUCACGUAACAACAUUACGGAAAACCUGGUGAUGGAGGAAUCUACGGAGCGCUCUGGCUUCAGGGACAACCAUUCAGCCACUGCUGUUCACUCAAAUCCUCCAGCCAACAGGAACAAACAAGCAGGAAGAUUGACCACUCUCCAUACGCCAAAUUCUAACAUUAACACAGUGUAUGAUGCUGUAAAGUUGCCCCCAUCCAUGCUGAAACAACAUCAUCAUACAGAAGAGGAUUUAACCAUGACCACUGUGAACUAUGCUAUGCUACAGUUCAUGGACAGCAAAAAUCCAAAUAAAAGUGUACCGAGCCGUGAUGGUUGUGGUCCAGUCUAUGCUGAAGUUUCAAAAAAUAAACAAAUGGCAAAGAAACGACAAGAUGGUCAUGAAGAUUAUGAAAACGUGUCCGGUGCCUGUGCUCCGAAGCAGCCGUUUCCAAACAUAAACUGGGACUCGGACACCAGUGAGUCAGAAGAAGAGGUGAAUUACACUAAAGUGUCAUUCACUGUAACAUCACACCACGAUCCACAGAUGUAUAUACUUGGUUCAGAUGAGGAAGACAAAACCGAAUACUCUGAGAUCAAAGUUUAGGAUUAAAAGAACAUUUAUGUAUAUGCGUGUAUGUAAAGCUUCUAGUACAAUAUGCAGUAAAUUGCUAUAAAUUAUGGCUCUCUAAAAUAAUUCUGCUAAAUCAGAGCACUGUUAUGUGGCAGUCUGGGAAAACACAUUUUAUGUAACUCUGGCUGAAUAUACUAUAUCAGAAUGUACUUUGACUGAUUUUAAGUCUCUACUUUAAGAAAACAUGACUAUUUUACCAAAA